AUGCCUUCAGAUGAAAUCGCUGUUGUCGAAGAAGCAAACAAUUCCAACUCUACAAACGAGAAGAAAAUUUGUCUUGGCGCGAGCAACUCGAAUCGGUCCUCCAGGAGGAAUAGCCACGCCCCAGAAGUUGUCGACGAUGCGGUCUUUGGCCAUGUUGGCGAAAAAGGCCCCAACUAUCGCAGCCUUUCAAGGAUAGGUACCAUCGCCCUCAUGACGAAAACCCAAGUCGGUCUCGGUGUCCUCGCUAUCCCCAGAACGUUCCAUGCUCUCGGACUUAUCCCCGGCGUCUUUUGCCUCGUAGCCAUCGGCGGUAUGACAUCUUGGUCGGGUUACAUUGUUGGUACUUUCAAGCUCAACCACCCAGAAGUGUACACUAUAGACGAUGCUGGAGGCAAGAUGUUUGGCAGGAUUGGUCGCGAAAUCUUUGCUGCGAUCUUUAUGCUGAACUGGGUCUUCAUCUCUGCAUCAGCUAUGCUGGGUAUCUCGGUUGGGCUCAAUGCUGUAUCAAGCCACGCCCUCUGCACCUGGACCUUUGUCAUUAUCGCCGCUGUCAGCACAUUUCUCUUAGCCAGUAUCCGAACCUUGAGCAAGAUAGGAUGGAUUGCAUGGGUUGGUGUUGUCUGUAUCAUGACCGCCAUCUUCUCUGUUACCAUUGCUGUUGGAGUCGAGAAUAAAACUCCUGCGGCUAUUGAGGGAAACUCUACUACGUUCAGGCUUACCAACGACCCUCCAUUUGCCGAUGCCAUGGCAGCAGUCUCUAGCCACAUCUUCGCCUACGCCGGCACGCCCGCCUACUUUUCCAUCAUCGCCGAGAUGCGAGACCCGACGCUUUACACAUCAGCGCUUAUCUGGUCGCAGAGUAUUAUGACUGCUGUAUACGUUGUGAUUGGUGUUGUUAUAUAUUACUACGUCGGCUCCGAGGUUGCAUCUCCUGCUUUGGCUUCUGCCGGUCCUACCAUGAAGAAGGUCGGCUUCGGAUUUGCUCUGCCGGGCCUCUUAGUCAGUGCCAUGAUUGUCACACAUUUACCAGCCAAGUACAUCUUCCUUCGUAUCCUCCGCGGCUCUGAGCACCUCCACCGCAGCAGUUUCAUUCAUUGGGGUACUUGGCUUGGCUGCACUGGCGGCGUCACUAUUAUCGCCUACAUCAUAGCCAGCGCUAUUCCCAUGUUUGACCCUCUUGUGUCAUUGGUUGGUGCAUCUUUCGGUGUCUUCCUUUGCUUCCAGCCCUUCGGAUGUAUGUGGCUGCACGACAACUGGGGAUGCAGGAAGCGUGGCCUCAGGUGGAAAGGAGGGCUCGCCUGGAGCAUAUUCAUCAUUAUUAUUGGCACCUUCCUCAUGAUUGGCGGCACAUAUGGCUCCAUUGAAGGCCUUCUUUUUGCCACUCGAGAUGGAUUUGGUGCCGCUUGGGGUUGCGAGGAUAAUUCUAUCACUUCAAGUGAGCAGUGCACAGAUAAAAUCUCACUUGUCAAACUUUGA
This is a messenger RNA of Fusarium oxysporum Fo47, 1476 nucleotides long. RefSeq names its product putative amino acid transporter. The transcript is spliced from 5 exons. Gene Ontology annotation, cellular component: vacuolar membrane. The coding region runs from base 1 to 1476 and encodes 491 amino acids. Gene Ontology annotation, biological process: amino acid transmembrane transport. Lineage: Eukaryota; Fungi; Ascomycota; Sordariomycetes; Hypocreales; Nectriaceae. Gene Ontology annotation, molecular function: amino acid transmembrane transporter activity. The record is from RefSeq and is a predicted model, not a curated record.